This is a messenger RNA of Lycium ferocissimum, 363 nucleotides long. RefSeq lists its product as uncharacterized. The coding region runs from base 1 to 363 and encodes 120 amino acids. Lineage: Eukaryota; Viridiplantae; Streptophyta; Magnoliopsida; Solanales; Solanaceae. The record is from RefSeq and is a predicted model, not a curated record. The transcript has a single exon.
AUGCAACCUCAGUUAACCCGGCCUCCAAUGCCUCAAGUUUCUACUCCGCCUAUUAGUUACCCGCCUCCAGUUAUGAGGCCCCGGCGUGGUGGGCCACCAAUGCCGCCACCUCAGGGUAUGCAGAUGAGGCCUGGGGACCCACCGAUGGCGCCGCCACCACAGUUUAGUGGUCAGAGGCCUAUGGGGGUUCCACCGCCUCCAAUGAUGAGCGGUCCACCUCCAACUGGAAUGUAUGGUGGUCAACCGCCUCGACCGGGUAUGCCACCACCGCCACCAGGCAGGAAGGAUCCUGUUUAUGGACCGCCUCGUCCUGGUAUGCCUCCACCGCCUAAUGCUCCUCCACAGCAGAAUCAGCAGCAGUAG